AUGCUUCACAUAUCUUCUUUACUACUACGGUUGACAGUUGUUCUACUAUGGGUCAUUCGUUUUUCAAGUUCAACUUUUGUUAAUUAUAAAGACUGUAAUGUCGAUGUUGAUAACUUAAAGCUACGACCUUUUAUCAUAGAUGCUGCUGUGGAUGAAGAUGAAAAGAAAUUAAAGUUUUUCAUGAACUCACAGGUUGCCAAUAUGAGAAGGAAUUAUAGUAGUAAUUAUACAAAUAUUGUCAUAAACGAUGUUAAUUACCAAACAAAUAAAUACACCACUUUUCAUGUGGAAAUAAAUUUUAUGGGUAAAGUGAUAGUUUCUGAAAAUAAGAGAUUCUGUGAUAUGAUAGCUGUCAAGAAUACAACAGAUUUUCUCAACGGCCCUAGAUUUCAACAUACAAAUUCAAGUUCAAAUGAUACCCAAACAAUAUACAUGACAGACCCUUUCAGUGAGAUUGGAUACAAUAAUACCCCCAUAUCAAAACGACAUACACUACCGGAAGGCAAGGAGAGAGUUCUUAGUAGCAAUCUUACUCUGUUGAGUACGUCUAAUACAACUAUUGAACAAAUAUUUAAUAAUGCAACUGGGGCAUUGGUUAACUGUCCAUUAUACUACAAUGAUUCAAUUGUCUUAUAUUAUGAAGCCGAUAUUGCCAAACAUUUUCAUCGAUUGGGAUCAUACCAGAUAAAGUUUAUGGUGAUUUCUAACGACGAGGAUUCCAAAAUUAUCGGUUGUAGUAGAACUUACAUAACGCCGGUGCAGCCAGGCAUAUUCAAUGGAAUUGUCGGUUAUGGUGUUUUGGCUUUGUUGAUAAUUACAAUUGUGGUUAACUUGUUAACUAUGGCGUACUCAACCUAUCAAGAAUCUUCAAAUCCGUUUCUUUUCAAAGCAUCAACAAUUUGUAAUCUGGCAUUACUAAAACAAGUUGAUGCAUCAUUACCAGGUAUCAUUGGAUAUCUACAAUAUGCAUUUUUUAUCGGAGGUCUCGACUUAGCAUACCCAGGCUUCUAUCAACCUAUGAUUGGACAAAUCAAGUGGUGUGCUCUAUUAGGAUUUCUGUUCAUCAAAGAUCGAGGUCGUCAUUAUGAAGAUAAUAUUGAUCAUUUAUAUCCAACAAUGGACUCAGGUGGAUUACCAGGGUUGACAAAGAGUAGUUCAGGAAACCCGGUACUCAAUAAUUGGGCUAACUUUAUGGUCACUUUGGUGAUAAUAACUAGUAUAACUAUUGCAUUCAAUCAAGCAUUUGUCAUUGUAAAAUUAUUUCUUGCUAAAAUUAAUUUACUCCAAUUUUCAAGCAAACAUGCCAAGGAUCCUGGCAAUUUUAAAGGCUUUUCAGUUCUUUCAAGGAAAAACUUGUAUCUUAUAUUGGGACAAGGUUUGCAUUCUUUUUUGGUAAUUUUCGGCAUGCCGUUUUUAAUAUUAACUACCUUUCAGUUCUUAGCUGCAAGUGAUAUCAAUGGGAAGCAUCGUUAUUUUUCAAAUUAUUUUCGUCUCAAAAAUGAUUUGUAUUCUAUGCGUGUUCCUUAUAACCGGUUGAUUAUCCCAUCCAGUGUUUUCCUGUUUAGUUCAGAGAUUGGAAUUGAACCAACUUGCAGUUCAUCGAAUAAAGCAUUGCCCUUUGGUACUUAUUCUCGUUCUAGUGUUGACAGUGACUUUAGGUGGAAUUAUGACCCUUCAAAUACGACUACAGAUAAUGCGAUGAAUGAUGCAAGACAGGGAUUCAAUUCUACUGGAAUGCGUCAACGAUCCUAUAUGAAGAUUUCAGAAGCAAACAUUGCAUUUGCAUCCAUUACAUUUAAUUUAUGGGUAGGUUUGUGUUUUUACUUUAUUUUCCAUUAUUUGUUGACAUUUCGCAAGAAUUUCAAAGUAAGACAAUCGUCAAAUGUCUCAAGGAUGUAUACAUCACUUAAAACGAUUCUUAUUUGGGCUUUUUUUUAUCAUGAGUAUAAACCACAACGUAUCAAUUUUGUUAUUUAUGACAUAGCGACAUUAUUGGCAAAACUGUUUGUUAUUGGAUUAUUACAGAAUCAUGGGGUUGUCCAGGUUACGGUAUUGAUUGUAGUUACUGUUGUGGACUUGUUCAUAUUAUAUGUAUACAAGCCUUAUUAUGUUAGGAUAUCGUGGUGGUCGCUGAAGGUAAUGUUCCCCGUUGCAAGGUUUUUGAUUUCCAUUCUAUGCAUUCCCUUUCUUCGUCCCUUGGACAUAAACGAAUCGGUGAAAACAUACGUGGCUUAUGUACAAUUACUCAUUAGUGCAAUUGUGGUGAUUGUAUUUUGCAUUCAAUUGAUUUAUUGGUUUUUAAGAACUUGUUUAUUGAUAGUCAAAAAGGUCAACCGUCGUCACAGGAUAGAUAAUGCAUUUAACCAUAAUUUGUCUUCAGAUGACAGUCUUGAAGAAUUCCAUCGUCAAUUUGAAUACAAACCAUUGCAGCCACCUCCAUCAUACAAAACACAAGUUCAAGCUGUUGCUGAAACCGAGUUGGAGUGUCAGAAUAUUAAAGGGAACCAAAAUUAUGUUACUGAUGAACAGGCCAAUGAUAAUGAAAAUGAACCAGAUGAAGACUAUUAUUAUCGUAAGAAGAGUAGGUUGAUUUUGAAAAGACUUCAUAGUGAUAAUGAGAUUCAAACCGUUGUAUCCAAUUCUUCGGAGUCAAAUUUCCAACAACUUCAAAAUGAAUCAAACUUACGAAAGAUAAAGAAUGACUAUAAAGUCAGAGAAGGUGAUCAAAUCUAUAAGAAAUAUUUCACGGAUGAUUUAAUUGAUCCCGAGGUUAAAGAGCUUUGGGAAAGUAGAAAGGAAAAAUUUCAAGAUGAUGAUUUACCAGACUUUCAAAAUGAUAGUAAUAAUGGCACUUUUUACAAAAUCAAAGGUUUUAUUAAAACAAAACGAAACACCCAAAAACCUAAAAAGGAAGUUGGAUUCCAUGUUGAUAGACCAAAACCUUUGGUGGUCAAGUCCAUCAAUCAAAUAAAGAAAGAGCAAGAACAGGAGCAAGAAGAAGAAGAAGAAGAAGAAGGAAUUCGUGAAAAUAAGAAACCAAAGCAACAACUGCAACAUCAUUGUAAAGAGGAAAGUGUUCUGUCAAGUGGAUCUUCUACUAGUUUAAUAUAG
Candida tropicalis MYA-3404 is the source of this 3111-nucleotide messenger RNA. RefSeq lists its product as uncharacterized. The transcript has a single exon. The record is from RefSeq and is a predicted model, not a curated record. Bases 1 to 3111 code for a protein of 1036 amino acids. Lineage: Eukaryota; Fungi; Ascomycota; Pichiomycetes; Serinales; Debaryomycetaceae. Gene Ontology annotation, biological process: transmembrane transport.